Messenger RNA from Nothobranchius furzeri (turquoise killifish), 11521 nucleotides. It is a transcript of the gene ajap1, whose product is annotated as adherens junctions associated protein 1. The record is from RefSeq and is a predicted model, not a curated record. NCBI's taxonomy places the organism in Eukaryota, Metazoa, Chordata, Actinopteri, Cyprinodontiformes, Nothobranchiidae. Gene Ontology annotation, molecular function: beta-catenin binding. Gene Ontology annotation, cellular component: cytoplasmic side of plasma membrane; cell-cell contact zone; adherens junction.
CUCUCCUCUGAUGACAAGCUCUCAUCCCCCCCACCCUUCUCUCUCAACUCCUCUGGAACAACCUUCAUCCUUCUGGAUUCUCCCUCGUCGUGUCCCUCAUCCUUUUUUUUCAGUUGUUCUUUUUUUUCUUUUUUACUUUCUCAAACCUCUCCACAGUCCUCAACACCUCCAGAGAUGUGAGUAGAUUAUAAGGAGCCCCUGCUUCCGGUGACUUGGAUCCUCCGCGCUUCAGAGAGCCCUACAUCCUCAUCUUCGGCUCUCUUCUCUCUCCCCUUUUUCUAUGUUUUGGACGCUCGUCUGCCUCCCAGCCAAGUAGAUGAUGUGCUGCCACUUCAGCGGUGAAGAUGCAAACUCCUUGUCCUGUUUUCCUUCCCCGCUUCCUGCGUGCGUUUGCCUUUCCUGUCGGGAGGUGGGAAUGAAUUAUUUGCGUGAAGGCAAAGUUUGAGGGCACCUCUCCUGUUUUCCAGGCUUACUUGUCCACCUGCUUCUCUUUAUUUUUCAUAAAUAUUUUAAAAUUAAUUUACAAAGAAGAGCGUUGGCAACAGAUGAACAACUUCUAAGACACCUGACUGCUGUGGUAUUUUGCAUCUUUUUUUACGUAUUUCACGGAAUUUGGUUGCGUUCUUGGAUGAUUUCUACGUGCGCAACGGUGACGGAUAAGGCUUAAGCGAUGUUCGCGAUGACAGCUGGAGCAAGGUCCGUAACUUAGUGUUUUUCUCAACCACGCAUUGCCGACUUUGGUGGAAAGCCGUCCAGAUGGGAGGCUACCUGGAGGACUGAGUCGGAUUUGGCAGUCGAGAAAAAUGUGGAUAAAACGAAGUGUUGCGCGCAGCUCAUCCUCUUUGAGGCCAGGCAGCUGUGUGGGACACUGGGUGUGGAUUCUGCUGGCCAUGACUCACCUCUCCCCGGACUUUUCCGUGUGCAGCCCUCUCAGACAGGGUCUGGGGAUCAAACUCACACCUAAAUCGGUGCCUCGCUCCCGGCCUCGCUUGCAGCCUCUCUGGGAUAUGCCCAACAAGCUCCACUGGAGAACAGUGAACCCAUUAGCACGCCGGCUUCUCCACCCUGUCUCUCCACCUCAAGACAACAAGGUGGGAAUUUGGCCAAAAGUCAAAAGUCAAAACCAUCGAAAGCUGGCACAUAAGGGACAAGUGGCAUGUAAGGAGUGCCGGUUGAGAUACUCUCAAACAGAAACAGGUGAUCCUUUGGCUGGAAUAGCAGAAGCUCCGGUGGCUUUAUCGAGUGGGAGGUUGUUAAUUAGAGCCAAGAGGCAGCUGAAAUGGGAGAGCUUUGACAAGUCUCAGGAGGGCCGGACUACCACAGUGGCUGGAUUUAUUGACUGGGGCCCGACUGGGAAUGAUAGCAUAUAUGAAGACAAAGGGGAAGUCAAUGUGACGCUGGCCGCCAGGGCCUCAUCGACCACAAUGACAACAACCGCUAGCACUACCACACAAAGGACGUUCACUGUAACGACCACAACAGAGUCCAAGAGCACCACCAAGUCCGCUAACAGCAAAGCAGAGACUCCCAAACCAAUAAAGCCAUAUGUGGAAACACCAGGUUUGGCAGUUCACCAGAUUAUCACAAUCACUGUGUCUCUCAUCAUGGUUAUCGCAGCCUUGAUCACAACACUCGUCCUCAAAAACUGCUGUGCACAGUCUGGAAAUGGCCGCCACAAUAGCCAUCAGAGAAAGAUCCACCAGCAGGAGGAAAGCUGCCAAAACCUGACAGACUUCACUCCGGCACGCGUGCCAAGCAAGGUGGACAUAUUCACUGCCUACAACGACAGUCUUCAGUGCUCACACGAGUGCGUUCGGACUGCUGUUCCCAUCUACACUGAUGAGAUGAUCCAGCAGACACCUGUCUAUAAAACCGCCUACAACGGAAACAGGCCCUCCCCCACUGAAAGACAACUGAUCCCUGUGGCCUUCGUGUCGGAGAAAUGGUUCGAGAUCUCUUGUUGACGAGCUGAAGACUUUCUUCAUCUUCUGAGGGAAAUACAUCCUGAAUUCACGCUCCGGAUCCAGUCUGGGAACAAGAAAACGGCUUCUUUUGUAAAAUAGUGUAAUCACAUCUCAGACGCUGGUGAAGAUAUUUAUUUUUUUAGUGAUUACAAGCAGAGCAGCAGCAAACGCUGCCUCUCCAUCUCUCCGGAAAUCUACAUUCAUUUAGAUAUAGAGUAUAUAUGAAUAUAUUUAAAGGAUGUAUGGAACAAGACUGUGGACAUCCCGGGUGUCUCAAGGAAAACAUUUCUGAUGUGAAAUGAGGAGCCCAAGGAGCCGCUUUGGGUGGAAGAUGAACAGUUAUUUCUGAACAAUGUGCCAAUAAUGCCACUAUGUGCCACAACAUGGAUAGAUGGAAGUUUUACAAAAAUCGAAGGACCAAACAAGAGUGUUAUAUUAACCCUGUAUCAACUCCUGUUACAUUGUUUUGUUUUAAUUUUAUUUUUAUUGAAAUGUAAAAAAAAAAUACUAAUGUAUUUGGAAUUGUUUUCAAAUAGUUUUAAGAAAUGUGUUGCAGAAGAAUCUAAAACAUAUUUAUAUAAAUCAGUAUUCUAUAAGCUUUUGGAAGAGCGAUAAUGGAAAAUCAGAGGUGGUUAAUGCUUUAUUGGAUGGUAAAAAAUAAUUUAUAUUAGACCCAUUUUAACAAUCAGAAUAUUUAAGUCUAUUUUUGUACACUGAAGAACCUGCCACAGCCCUAACAGAGGAUGUCUGGGUAACCGGAGACCACUGUUUGAGUUACUUAAAUAUCCCCACCCAUUCCUGACAACAUCUACACAAUGCAAGUCAAUUCCAUGUAAAUUGCUCAUUUUGUGACACUUGAAUCUGAUUUAGGUCAACAGAAAACAUACAGAAGGCUUCUGCAGGGCAUGCUUUAACAAACCCCACAGCAGGACAUUUAAGGAAAGUUUGAAUGAAAGCAGCAACUACACACUGCUUAGAGCAUGACGACACAUUCGCACACAUUCAGGUCUGUUUGGCUUUCCUGCACAGUUCAUAAUUACUGACACAUCAGCUGUUUAGACAGCCGAGACAUCUAUAAUUUAAUUUAAAUAAAUUUUCUAAAUUAAAUUCAAAAGUAUUGCAAAGAUUAUAAAGGAGUCUACUGUAGAGAUGGGGAAGUCCCACUGAGGCAUCUCUUAGGACUUAAAUGAGAUUCAUCUCAUUGUUUUUUCUUUUCUUUUCUAAUUACAGGGACUAAAUGUGGAGGCAUUCCCUUAUGGAAUGUGCUGUAAAGGUCAGCUCUCUCCAGAACCAGUUUCACUCUGCACUUGAGAACAAUACAAACACAAGUAUUCAUAUUAGAAUUUCAGCUUCAUCAGGCAGGAAGUUGGGAAUGUGCACAGUUAGUUUAAACUGCGGCAACAAACAUAUUAAAAAGCAUUUUGUUCCCAUUAUUUAGUCAUUAAAGAGGAAAAAGGACAAGACAAUUACCAACUACAGUUUUAAAGCAACACUAAAGAGUUUCCCCGCUUUUCCCUCCUACUGGUUGAAAAUGGAAUUACAACCGUUGUAAAAGACCCUGCUGCAACCUCCUAUAGCAACGAGCUAACACUAGCGUGCUAACUGAUACCAAACAAGCCACAAAAUACCAAGAUCUACAAUCGGAUAAAAAACAUUAUUAUUUACAAGUCCAGUAACAAAAAUGCCAGGUCACUGGUGACUUCGUAGCCUCCUUCAGCUCCCUCAAACCAGUGUUGGCCACGCCGAUGUUCACUCUGGUUUAAGCUUUUUGCGACACCUCUUAAGACAUUACUCUUUUACUGUUGCUUCCAGGCUUCACCAUGAUGCCAACAAAAAAUUAUUUUUAAUCUUCUUCUUACACUUUUUAUUGACCAUCAGCGAACUGAAAACGCUAACUGUUAGCCUUUAAAUUAGCUACCGGGACAGUAAACCACAUACAUCAAAUACGUAGACACGACGUGGAUUGACGCUGCCUAUAGAGAGCCUAAGUCACUUCCACAUCAUGGUUCCCCGGAAGAACGAAAAAAAUGAAUGCAAGUCAAUGGGGCUAAAACGAUGUUUUCUAAUUCCGCUUGUUUUGUGCCAUGGAUUUCACGUAUGAUGUCUGUGAAUUUUAAAGACACAUUUUGAUACCAAGAACGCACUUAUUUUCGAGCGGGGGGAAACGCUAUUUUAGGUUUUGUGUGAAAAUAAGUCCAGGACUACAAAUGCGCUUUACGAAAGUGACGUCAUCGAUUCAGACACGGAGAAAACAGAGGGGAAAGGCUGUAAGUUCAGCAAACAUCCCACAGGAGGAAAUAACCACCAUAAAUCUGGUAAUUUGGUAAGUAGCAGCUACGCUAGGGGGGGAGAUUAUGUGGUGACGUCACAUAUGCGACGUGUCGAUUUCUAGUGUGUAGUCAUGCUAAUUACAAACAUUUACAAGCUGAUAAAUCUCAAAGUAUGUGACUGAUGUGGUCGAAAUACACAUCAUUGGUUUUCAUUUAAAUAGCAGUACAACGUGAUCCAGGGUGUAAGGCAAAGUGGAUUAGAAAAAUAGCAUUUUUAGCCCCGUUGACAUACGUUCAUUUUUUCGUUCUUCCGGGGGCCCAUGAUGCGGAAGUGACUUAUGCUCCCUAUUGGAGCUGUUGUAGCAGUGGGCUGCCAUCUUGGAUGGGUUCCCAUUUGUCCCCAGUGCUUUUAUUUCUACUGUUUACCCAACAACACACUUUACUAUGCUCUUUCAUAAAAUCAGACAUAUGGUAUGACAUGAUAAUCAAAAUACAAAUAUAUUUAAAUCAAAUUUUAAUAAUAUAUAAAAUCCCAGCAGGUAGGCUAGAAAAGUUGCCUGUACAUAGUGCCCCACCCUGUUCAGUCCAGUUGGGUUUGGAGAGUGAGGGAAUCCAUUCAGUAUGGAGGCAGGGCUGUUACGCACUCCAGUGCCUGUCUACAUAUUCAUAUCUAAUAUGGUGUAAACAGCUAACAGCCACAAAGCAGGCAGAGAGCAGCCUCUUGUGAACUUACCUGUGCCACAAAACUGUUAGAAACCUCAGUUUCUAGUCAGCAGAAGGCAGCAGAAUGCUGUCCAGUGAGAAAAUGGUAAAGUUUCUGCCUCAAACUGAAACCACUUUGAAAGUGAUAGCGGAAUGUGUUAAAAACUCUUUAGUGUUGCUUUAUAUUAGUUGAAAUAGCCAAACGUCCAUUGUGGUGAAAAAGAUUCUAGUACCAAUGAUUUUAUUAUGAAACUUCAAGCUCCAAUUAACCUUUGUGCUACGAAGCUUUUGUGGAAGUUGUCAAAUAAUCUACCUUUCAUUGAGCUGUAGGUUUGUACAAAGCACAAACACAUUUCUGUACUUGUAAACAUUUCUGGCUGCAAACAGCAAUAUGUACAGUUUCACUGGAUGUCUACGAUUAAUUUUUCCACUUGUUAUUCAGUAAAGUGGUGCUUCGACUUAAAAAGGAUGAGCAAAACAGGUUGUCCCAACAGUUUAGCCUUUCUCACACGUGAACACUGAAGAUGUUUAGGAGAAGAGUUUGGUUUGGAUAUUUUUUUCCACUCUGGCUGUUCAUCUCGGCAUUUGACAGCGGAAGAGUUUUCCCUGUGGAUGUUUGCUCUCACAGAUAGAGGUGAAGUGGAGAGGCUUCCUACUAGAGCACACAAGUGGCUGGACGUGAUACACAGAGAACUGUGUGGAAAUCAAUACGUUUUCUUUAGAAACACAUUAAGAAUGAUGGAUGAAGCUACAAGUUGAGCAUUUUCGUGCUUGUCAUUCCUGCAUGGAAAAGCAAAGAACGAGUGGAAAGGAACAUCCAGGUCAGCAGAAAAGAAUCUCUCUUUUGCUCACUUGCAGCAAAUGCACCACAGAAUCUCUCCAAUGCACACACAUUUUUCUUAUCUGGAAAUAAUUCUUGCAAAAGAGGGUGAAUAAAAUAACACCUUUUCUUAGAAAUUCAGAUCAAAAACACAGCAGAAGUAGCUCUGGAGCAUACAUGGACUCUAAAUGCAUGUGUGAACAUGGCCUACAUGCGAAUGUGCCGUUCUCAAAGUGUUAAAAAGAAGGAUUGGGAUAAACACUGUGGUGUAAAACUCCUGCUUUGGCCCAUUCACAACGUGAAAACCACUCAUGAAUGAACGAUACCCGUUCAGCCUCACGUGUGCCAGGCUACACUACUUCUUAGACAAAUACAUUAUUUUUGAAUGAAGAGUGUUAUCAUACUCGUCAGAGGGUUAAAUGAAACUUACUGUAAAUUCUACACGUGUAAAUGUAUUUUCUAUAUAUUUGCUUCUAUUUGUGUACAGGUGUGUUCUAUUUUUCAAAACCUUUCCUUUUUUUCGGGAAAGGUUCCAGCUAGGUCGGGAAAGUCUUUGUUUACAUGUAUAUCUAAAGUAUUUCUUUCAAAACACAAAACUAACCUUGUGCCAAGCUUCUUAUCUGCACUUUCCAGCAGUACGUGUGUUAUAUCUUUAGCUAAUCAGUACAAUACUUUAGUAGACGCUGCAAUAGUUCGCCGAAUUGAGAAGUCAUCUUCAGGUGGAAUGUCUGAAAGUAGCAGUGCCGAGUGAUUUCAUCAGGUGUUCUGAUAAUAUCUUGAGUAUAUCUAUUCACGGUUGACUGGAGAACCAAUGACUCGCUCUUUUUAACGUUAUUCGUAAGUGGAAUUUGACAUUACUAAUUAAUUAAUCUGCAAAUCCAACAGUAGCUGCCAAGAAACCAACUAAACUUGAUCUACGCUGGGUUGCACCCGUUUUAUGUUUUUUUAGUGUUUGCACAUUCAUGUUGCCUCAGUUUCCCCAGAAAAAAAUGAUUUAUUCACCAGAAACAUGCUACAUGUAAUUAUCAGGAGAAGAUUGUCCUCAGUAGUUUGGUUUGUUGUUGCGAGCACUGCAGAGUAACCCCUCCUUUCCACCGGACACGUAAACGUUGUGCAAUGUCAGUGGAACGUACUUCUUAAGGGUGGUUUAUGCUUGACGCGUCCGCGAGGUCCGCACGGCUCCGCGCGGAAAAGUUGCGUCAUUGUAACAUUCACACCCCUCCACCGCGUCUCCGCACGGCCCAAGAUUUCCGCAACGUGCACCUCGGAAAAUUUCUAACCACGUGGACGGACGGACGCGGAAAAACAUGGCGGACCGGCAAGAACUAGUAAGGCAGAGGUUCGUAAAUACAGACAUUUGUAUGAUUCAGCUCUCAGAGAUCACCGUGAUCAACAUGUUGUUAAUAAUUCUUGGAGAGAAAUAGCUCGCAAUGUCGGAAAAGACGAGAACGCUGUUAAAAAUGCUGAAAUGUCAUGUUGUAAACAGUAAUUUCUACUUCUACUAUGGUGUAGUGUUGGAUGCAUGCUGUAGAGCUCCAUGCUGCCCCCUACAGUUUGGGAGAAUAUUGGCUCACGGCAGAGACAAGCCGCAUGAACCAUAAACGCUGUGAGUUGUGAAGCGCGUUCCAGCCGCGAGCCGCAUCACCGCGCGGAAAGUGAAUGCGUCAAGCAUAAACCAAGCUUUACACUUCUGGGAUGCACCCAAAUUGCUGAGGACGCUGUUUUAAUCUCGACAGUUCAGAUCGAGUUCAGAAAGGAAGUCAAAAACAAACACCAUAUAAAACAUUUGGAAACUGUCAAAAUAAAAGUCACGUACUGAGUUCCAGUUUCUCCAUGCUUGUUAUCAUGUGAACUUGUAAAAUCAUGGUGUUCCAAUUCUCCCAUGAUAUUGUGACCUCGUGGGACCAGCUGCAUGGAAUGCUUUCGCUCCUGGUUUGAAUGGUGCACGCGAGUUAAACAUGACUACAUUACGCAUAACUUACGCGUCCAGUAAAAAGGCUGGGUGAGAGUGAAAGAAAUUAAAUCCUCAUGAAUUUAUUCACUUCUUAAGCUUUCAGUUUUUCAGCUUAAGCCUUAUUAUUUAGCCAUGCAAUGCCAUACCAUGUGUUAGCAUGCGAGUUGUGACAAGUGUCCCUCUGCUAAAUAAAUGGAUCACAAGCAUGCUAAGGUGCUAAACUGGAAUGAUGUACACAGUAGUGUACAUCAUGUAUACAUACAUGUACACUUACAACAUUGCUGUUGGUGUGUAAGCGUUAACAGUUUUCAUACAGGCAUAUGGUGAAAAGCACUUCUGUGCCUCAAACAGCUUUUUUAAACAAAGUUGUCGGCUUUCAGUGUUUGGAGGCUUCGCCAACAUCCUUCCUGGUUUCAUUCUCACAUCACAUGAUCUAAUCUACCUGGCGACAUUAAUGCAAAAAACAUUACUGAACAACUGAGUGCACAACAACUACAGCACAUGCACGGUGUAAAAAUGGUCCGUUGCAAAGGUCAACAUUGCUCUGCAUUGGUGGUUUGACUUUCUGCCAGUGGUAUUGACUAGAUGACAACAAUCCUUCAUUUCAAGUCGUCUCUAAAUCCUAAUUAAGCCUUUACACGAUUGUAACACAUUUAGAUGAUAUGAUUACCUGUGAAUUCUUUCCUAAAGAAAAAAGUAAUGUUCUGUUACAAAUUAUUAAUUAUCCAGUUUUUUACUCAAUAGGCUUUGAUUUUGUUUAUGACAUUAAUGAAAUAACUUGAAUUCUGAAAUGGUUUUCAGAGGUUUUACUUCAGUUAGCCUUGAAGAUCUUGUUUGCACUGACAGCUAGCUGCUAACUAAAAUAAUUGCAUUCCAAGCAGACAUCAAAGAGAAAUGCAACGACACAAAACAUGUGUGACAUAUUUUACAGAGGUCCUUCACUCGUAUUUGCAGUGGUUUCUUGUAGGAAUAAACGGUGGGGGCUGCUCAGAUGCACCUGUAUCAGCACGAAUAACUCAGCUGGUGGAGAAAGUAGCUUCAGACGACAUGAUUUGGACUUAUUUCCUGAUUUCCGGACAUCUCGAUCAUCUCUGAUUGGCUAACAGCAACGCGACUCUCCCGUUGACUCAGUUAGCAUUGUAACGUUUAUGUUUCAUCUCCAUAAAUAAAACAAGCCUGGAGGUGUUCUGCUGUGUGGUGGAGUUGAUAAUGCUAACGGUUAGCUUCUACUAGUUGAGAUGUUCUUUGCUGUUUCCUGUAAGCUAAAACAACAGCCUUCCCCAUCUUGAGCCGAUUUGGGUUAGUCCAAGCGACAGCCUGACUUAAGCCUAGUUUAUGUGUCUGCGUCGGUACGAAGACACACAACAUCAUAUCUAUCCUUGCAAGGGCUCUCCAGCAGGCGGACCGACGGAGUCUAGCCCCCUUUUCUAAACAUUUGUCAAACGAGACAUAGAACGGAAGCUCGUGAUUGGUCAGGACGCUGCUUACGUCAAUAGCACCUCCAUUUUGCUCUCAAAAAAAUAAAGAGAGCCAAAGAGAUCUAGUGGCAGAAAUGGAGCAGCUUGAAGAAAACCUUGUGGAAAAACUCUAAAAAUAUACUUUUAUUCACCCGUGACUGCAGGAGUGAAAAAGAUACGUGCAAGUGUUUUAUUCGUAAAGGGAAAUGACAGGAAACAUGGGUUUAGAGGUGGCGAGCGCAUGAAGAGGUGAAGAAGAAUGAGGGACAAAUGUGUCAAAUGAUGGACAAAUGUUACAAAAGUAUCUGAAAUACAGAAAAAAAAACACAAUAAAAAAACAAUAGUAAAUGUACGACCUUGGACCACAUACAUGACAGGAUACCAAAGAACUACGCCCCCUGUUGUCCCGGCGGGGAAUUGCUUUGCAAUGCUCCCCAGGAGACGAAGCAAAACGUCUGUCAAUGCGUGUGCGUUUCUCCCUAGGAGCUGGCGCCGAAGCAUAAACUAGGCUUUAGAGUGGGCAAGCUUUUCAAAUCUAAGCGUUUCACCUUCUAUCUCCUCUCAGAGGGUAAUGCAGGAAAUAGUUGUAGGACUUAAGUUUCACGUUCAGCCAGCACAAUAAACUCCUUGAUUUAAAAAAAAAAUACAUAAAAAUGGUUUCUCAGUGAAGGACUUCCUUAGUGAAAGAAUGUUUUAAAACAUGGAGAUUCACCACCAUCAUUUUUUACACCUCUGUCUGAAAGCUAAUAUAUAUAGAGAAAUCCUAACAUGUCAGUUUUCCUCUCCCAACAGCUCAUACGGGUUGUAUUUUGUCCCUGGAAGGAAAACGGCUCGUGUGGCCAGUCAGAUCAUGUUCUACAAACCACCUCUGGGUGCAUUCCCUGCUGACAUCAAUCGAGUGUUUUGUAGCCCCUGUUUCCAUCUCUUCAGCAGCUUAUAAAACUAAAUCAGGAGGCUCUUGUGUUGAGAUGAAACAAAAGGAAUAUUUACGAGUCCUGUGCUUCCUGUUGCAUGUCAGACAAACAGAGUGUAACUCAUUGAUGUGUUCUUUGAAUUCGAUGUUGGCUGAAUAUAUCACGGUCUAGGGUUUUUUUGGCCUCGGUUAUAUUGUUUGAAGCAUUACCAUGAAAGGAAUCAAUGAAUUGACUCACCUUCAUUAUAGUCUUUUUGGUGUCUUGUUAGCCAAGAAACAUUUUCCACACAUGGCAUUGAUGGUGACAAGUGAGGGGUUUAAAUUUUGUCAAAGUCAAUAGGGUGCUCAAUGAGGUAAGACUGUACGAGAGGAGGAAUAUGUUAGAUCUGACUAUUAAUCUUACUGAAUCAUUAUCCUUAGCUGUCAGGAAACUUUAGCUCCUUACUCGGUUUUUCCUCGUCUUUUCAGGAAAAUCACAUACUGUGCGCUUACUGUAUUUACAGCGGAGGGCUUUGACUCUGCUUGGGUCAUGUUUUUACUUUUCUUUCUAUUCAGAAGAGCUAAACCACUUUCAGUGCUAAUCCACAUAGUCAAAGACCAGAGAGACAGAGAGAGAGAAAAGCAUUUUGUUUCCAGCAUCCUCUACUUUCUCAUAAUCCACCCAGCUAGAGGGCAAGUAGGAACAUGACCCAAAUCUGCAGCUUGAUUCAAAAAGGCUUCCAGCGCUGUAAGAUGCCUUGCAACGACACUUAGACCUGAACGAGUGCCACGUCGAAGGAAUCUGAGGCAGAACUGAAGAGCAGUUGAGUAAAUGAAGACUUGGUCGCCCAUUUCCCUGAAAGUCAAAAUCAAAGUGUUAAUAACUAAACAACACAGGGAUGAGAACAUUAAGCAUGUUUAGCUCUUAUUUUUAGGGAAGAGGGGACUUUUUCCACAUGUGGUUUUUUCACUGAAGCUGAAUUAUGAUUUCAUUUCAUAACAACAACAAAGGAAAAUGACUCCAGUUGUGUUGUCGCCAUAAAAAUAAAAAGUUUGUACUUUGUGACUCUUAAACUUUUUAUAUUUGUGUUUAAUAUAUCAAUGAGUACCUCUGUUACCUUUUGUAUAAGACCUAUGACUAUACACACACACACACACACACACACACACACACACACACACACACACACACACACACACCUCCGAAAAUAUCUUAAAAAAGGGACUCCAGUCUGUCUCUGUGACGACUAAACGUUGUAAAACUUUUGUUUUGUGUCUUAUGAGCCACAUCUCUUCUUUUUGUAGUUAUUGGUAAAUGUUUCAAUUUCCAGGUGACUUUGAUUUGGUUACUCUUGUACUACUAAGCUCUGUAUUUGCAAGCACUGUAAAUGCGAUUCUCACUGGAUUCGUCCUCUGUACAUUUAGUACUCUGAUGUUGCUAUUAAUAAAACGUAAAACAACA